Molecule: messenger RNA, 1464 nt
Organism: Heterobasidion irregulare TC 32-1
Lineage: Eukaryota; Fungi; Basidiomycota; Agaricomycetes; Russulales; Bondarzewiaceae
Exons: 1
Coding region: 200-1237 (345 amino acids)
Source: RefSeq, a predicted model, not a curated record
CGAGAAGAGGUCGCGAAAGAAGCACCGAGGGGACGAGGAUGCGUCAGAUGACGAGGACUCCGAGAGCGUCCGACACGCGAAGGCGGCUCAAAAGAAGUGGACGAAAGCCGCAAACCGCUGGAGGGCGAAUAUCCGACACUCGGUACGUCGACGGCGUACGAAUCGGGUGGUCUCAAACGUGUCAGGCUCUCAAUCUGGUAUGCCGAGUGAGACCUUGCGGGAAGACCCUGGGGAACACACCGUAUCGCAAGGUUACAGUCGAGCUUCCUCUCCGACGCCCUCUCGACAUUCACAUCGUAGUGCCAUCAUCGAUGCCUCGUCAUCCCUCGCGCCUCCAACACCCACGCGGCCGUCAACCCCAGGUCCACCUACAGAUGUCACAGAUAUCUCCACCCCGGCGCCGGCCGACCUUGAUUCCCCUUCCCACCCACCGGCAUAUCGACCAAACUCCCCCGGCCCGCUACAGACGUCUAUAAAUAUCUCUCGAAGCCGGGCUUCACCGUCAUACUAUGGCUCGUCUAGUGCUAUCCCAUCCUCCUCAAAAUCACCGCCACCGCCACCGCCAUCACCACCCUUACCCGAUGUGGACGAAGCAGAGAGCGGGCUCACGCCUUCUACCCGCGUCGCUCAUGUGGCAACUGAUGAUAAGGCGGUACUCGCUCGCAUGGUUGCCAUGGCCAGCGCCCCUCCCGUCGCUGUUGCAGAAAGCUCGCCGCACGUUUCACCGUCGGUCCCUACGCUAGAGGACUACGAGAAUGCCCUGCUACCCGACGAUCUUCCGCCCCUGUCACCUCCAGGCUCUCCGGAGCUGAGGCCGUCAUACAGCCCGCCCCUCUCCGGGUUACCUUUGCCUCCCGCGAAAGGCAAAUUGGCCGCACCUCACUACGAUGACUAUCCGUACAGUUUUGAACAGGACCUGGAUAUUGCCGGGGUCGAACCCGAGCCUGGUCCUUCUGCGCCCCCGUUCGAGGAGUCCCCGAGCAUACCACCUUCUGUCCCCGACAUUAGCCCGUCCGCUCCUCCGCUAGAUGACGACGGCGAGGGCACUAUCGAAACGUUAAAUGCUAGCGCACCGCCGCUAUGGGACGGUUAUCCCGAGGAUCCGUACACAGAGCAUAGUCCACCGCCUGCCUCGAUUUCAAGAUCGGAUCUUCCACACAGUGAAGUGCCAUGCGACCCGUCUGAGCCGCUGGAGUCCGACGACGGGCCGGCAACGUCCCUUGUACAUCCCCCAUAGCCCGUCCCGCCCCCCUGUUCCUGUUCCUGUUCCAUCUUACGCUCGUUCCCUCUGCUUUGGUUGUUUUCUAGUUUCAUUCUGUAGCGGUGGCGUCGGGUUGGUGCGUGGACGAUGGCGAUGGCAGCAUAGCAUGGUGUGCGUUCAUACAAUAUAUAAGUAAUUCGCAUUCGCAUACGGCAAUUCAAGGUGUACUUUAGGCCGCUACAAUACACAAUGCUCGAGGACAC